This is a messenger RNA of Spea bombifrons (plains spadefoot toad), 3426 nucleotides long. RefSeq names its product patatin like phospholipase domain containing 2 (gene PNPLA2). Gene Ontology annotation, cellular component: membrane; cytoplasm; lipid droplet. The transcript is spliced from 10 exons. Gene Ontology annotation, molecular function: triacylglycerol lipase activity. Gene Ontology annotation, biological process: triglyceride catabolic process; positive regulation of triglyceride catabolic process; lipid homeostasis. Lineage: Eukaryota; Metazoa; Chordata; Amphibia; Anura; Pelobatidae. The record is from RefSeq and is a predicted model, not a curated record. The coding region runs from base 428 to 1879 and encodes 483 amino acids.
AGCGAGCUCCUCCCCCUCCUGUGGGUGUAGCCCUGGUGCAGGAGGUGAUUGGUCCGUGUGACAUUGAUUGGCUUCUACAUCUGUGCAGCCAGGAGAGCGGGGAUUGGCGGUUAUGGGAUAUGACGUCAGGGGACAGGCUGCUUAGCCACCCAUAAUAAAAUACCAGGAAUAGGGAGGACAAAAAAUAGGAGGCUGACCGGUCAGGGCUCAUAAAGGGGUAUCGGCUCCCCAACAAGGGGCAAAAGACGUGCAGACACCCUCCCGGAACACAUUAACACGGACCAGCCUGGCACGGAUUGGCAGUGGUGGCAGCGUUGGACUAAGAGAUAGUAGAGGGGUAGGAGAGGAGAUUUUACGGUCAGAUCGGAGAUCAAAGAUCUGUGCUUGCCUUCCAUUGCCGAACUAGAAGGACCCUGGUUCCCCAGACAUGUUUCCUCUGGACUCUUCCUGGAAUAUCUCUUUCGCCGGCUGCGGCUUCCUGGGGAUCUAUCACAUUGGGGUUGCCAGCUGUCUGAAGGAACACGCACCUUUCCUGGUGGAAAAUGCUAGAAACAUAUACGGAGCCUCUGCUGGUGCGCUGACGGCCACUGCUCUGGUCAGCGGAGCCUGCCUGGGUGAAGCUGGUGCAAACAUCAUCGAUGUAUCCAAGGAGGCCAGGAAGCGGUUCCUGGGGCCCCUUCACCCUUCCUUUAAUCUGGUUAAAAUAAUCCGGCAGUGUCUUUAUAAAACUCUUCCGGACGACGCACAUGAACAUGCCACGGGCCGGCUCGGAAUAUCCUUAACUCGUGUAUCGGAUGGCGAGAAUGUUCUGCUGUCAACGUUCAACACCAAGGAAGAGCUUAUACAGGCUUGUGUCUGCAGUACGUUUAUCCCUGUAUAUUGUGGGCUCAUCCCUCCGUGCCUCCAAGGCGUAAGGUACGUGGAUGGGGGUAUUUCAGACAAUCUUCCUCAGUAUGAACUUAAAAACACCAUCACAGUGUCCCCUUUUUCAGGGGAGAGUGACAUUUGUCCCAGGGACGGCUGCACAAAUAUCCACGAACUCCGGGUCACCAACACGAGCAUACAGUUUAACCUGAGUAAUUUGUACCGGCUGUCAAAGGCGUUAUUCCCACCGGAGCCUCAGGUCUUAAAAGACAUGUGUAAGCAGGGAUACAGAGAUGCUCUACAUUUCUUAAAGAGGAAUGGGCUUCUAAACAGACCACAACCUAUGAGAAGUCUGGCGAUACUUCCUCCUGAAAAUCCAUCCAAUCAGAAUGAGGAUGAGAGUGAAGACGAGAGGCAACCUACAGAAAGUUCCUCUCUGGAGGCAGCCGAGGAUCAUAUAUUUGAACAUUUACCACAGAGACUUAACCAGGCACUCCUGGAGGCCUGCAAAGAGAAGCGCAGCGUCUAUCUGUCUAUAUCUAACCUCUUACCGGUGCGUUUGGUAUCUGCUGUGAUGCUUCCCUACACUCUGCCUCUGGAAUCCGCCGUAUCGUUUACGGUCAGACUUUUGGAGUGGCUUCCUGAUGUUCCUGAGGAUAUCCGCUGGAUUAAGGAUCAGACGCGGAAAGUGUGUCGCUUUGUUUUAAGGAAGGCUACCAAUAAACUGGGAAACCACAUAUCUGCAAGGCUUUAUUACCAUCUGGAGCUGAGGAGAGCACAGAGUCUGCCGGUUCCAUUGGUUUUUGGAGCCAGCGAGUCUUUACCAAGAUGGGUAAAGACAAGCAGCUCCCUGAUGGACGUGAUGCAAAAAUGGGAGGAAUACCAAAGACAGCUGAUGCCUGGACUCUUCUGUAUUAACGUUAACAUGAAGGCUUCACUGUAUCAUCACGAGGAACCUGAACACCCUGAAAUACCCAUGGACCCUAACAGCCUGCUAAUGGUGGAAUUGGCCUAAAACUGUCAUGAAAACUAGCUGAAUAUUGCAACAGUGGAGGCCCAACAAAGACCUAGCAGUGGCUGCAUUGAAGAGGUGGUUGAAGUAAACCUUUACUGAAAAAAAGCCAAAUGGCAUAAACGGGUCCAUGACCAUUAUCGGGCACGUUCGUGGUGAAAGUGGUCAUGUUUGAGUGAGUCUUCUGAGGGCUUAAUGUCAUAAACCCUUGUCACCUCAGUCUGAUAAAGGCCUAGUGGAUUUAAUGGAGCCAUUUUUCUGUGGUCUAAAUGUAUCUGAAGGACCUUUGCGAGCAAUGCAUUAGUCUAGCGAAACCAUUCUAAGAAAAAUUCUGAGGCCUUGUGGGACCAGGUCAACAUCUUCAUAAUUGAUGCGCUGAAAAAGGAGCGGGUGUCUUUUGUUUCAAACAUCAAGUAGUUGUUGCUUCAAUCUAUCAGUUGCUUGGACCCUGGGUCGGAAUAAAGCAAAGGCAAUGCAGGACUAAUAUAUAUUAUAAUAUUGGCUUGGGGUUAAUAGGAAUAAUUAGAAUCCAAAGCUUUCAAGACCUAUCAUACUUUGAUUCUGUGCAAUAAUAUAUCCUUAACACAGCCACUGCCAAAAUAGCUGUCACACACCCUUUAUUUUUAUACCUACUCCACCGAAGCCUGAAUUCUGUCUUUAUGAGAUAGAAUUGAAGCAAAAUUGUAUUACUUGUAAAGUAUACAUAUAAAUAUGUAUUAAUUUAUUCCUUUAUAUUUCAUUAAUAUUGUUUCUAUCUUUUUUCCUUUAACAAAUGCAAACGCUAAUUUAAAGCAUAAUUUUUGAUUUUAGUUACAUUAUUAAAACAAAUCUUAAAUGAUGGCAAUGAUAUAAGAAUGUAUCAUGUAGUGUGAUAUUCAGAAGCUGUUGUGUUGUGCUACUAAAAAUGUGUAAUGGUGUUUAUCGCUUUACAGAUAUUUUACCAAUCCAUGGAGGCUAGAUCCAGAGUAUAGUAUAGCAAUUAUGCUAUAACUUACAAAUGAGCAUUUUUCUACAUGGUAGAAUGUUUUUAAAGUUCAAUAAUAUGUACACGGAUCUCCAUACAUUUCAAACUGUAUAUGCUAUUCUUAAAAUAGCUUGGAAUAUAUGUCUUCGUUUAAGGGAUAGUGGUGAUGUUUUAAAAAACUUCUUAGACACCUUACCUGAGGCAUAUAAACCCCAGGAGCCAGAUAGCCAUGGCUCAAAAAAAAUGUAUUUUAUGGAGUCCAGUAUUGUGUCCUAUAUAUGUAAUGAUCUCUAUAGGGAUCAUGUGACUCCCAAAAAAACAGUUCUAUGUAAUGUAAACUUUAAUGUAAACAAGCCGGGCAUAACUGCAUUUCUUAUGCACCAUUAUAAUUUUAUUAAAGUACAAAUUUCUAAUAUAACCUAUAUUUUAGCUAUAUGUUGAAACAGAUAGGAGAAUUUCUGUCUAAUCGUUCAGUGGAGUCGUUAAGUUUAUUCCCACAUAAAAAAAAAUAAUAAUAAUUAAUGCCAGUUGUAUAACUAUUGUUUUUUGGCAUGAUUUUUAUUAGAAAUGAAUGGUUUAACAAAAA